GUGACAGCGGUCCUCUGUGAUCUUCCUGCAGGGAAAUAAGCGCUACUUGCCCGCAAUAACAGCAGCUUUCACCGGAGCCGACCCCACUGAUCUCCCACUGGAUUUACGUGCAGUCCGGAAGCCCGACACAUCAGAAGCAGUCUGGGGUGUAUUAGAGAGUUGGCAAACUCUGUACCGUUAAUUCAGAAGGACGUGUUCUUGUAGAACGGACCACAAGCAGCAGCAGCACAGGCUCUGCUGACCACUAGAACUCGUACUGGGAGAGUACGGGCUUUUUUCAUUUUAAAAAAAUGAAAUCACUUGUAAAUUGUUAAUGUUGUAAUUCAGGCUACGGCUCCCGACGAUGAGUUGGUUUGGUUCUCAUCUGACUCCUAUUGGACUGACUAUAUGGACAGCAGCGCGGCUCGAAUCAUUUUGCUUCUGACGUUUCUCCUGUUCUCCUUCAUGCUGCUCCUCCGGCUGACCUGGACUCUGACUGCCACCGCAAGUUGCUUCCUGCUUCUCCAUAACCACCUGCUGAGUGCUGGUCAUCUGGUUGCAGGAACCUGUGAGAUCAUAACUCUGAACCAAGACAACAGCCAACCAAGGACAACUAUUGCCCAUCAAACAGUCCGUUGCGCAUGCAUGAAAGGACAGAUUGCUGGGACAACACGAACCAAACCGGCCUGUGUUGAAGUUCAAAUCGUCAGGAGUGAACAAUGGUGCGAAAUGAUUCCAUGUUUGGAUGAUGAGGGUUGUAAUAUCCUGAUCAAAAAAUCGGGCUGGACCUGCACACAAAAAGGAGGCCGAAUAAAAACUACCACGGUCGAGAAAAUACCUAUCAUCUUGGUGCCGUGACCCGGAUCUCUCAACAUAUCUGUUGCUGACAGACGAAGAGACGACACGCUGAAACCGUGCACGGCCAGGCCCAACAAAACCUGGAGAACAAUGUCCCGGGAAGUGAAUUCUUUGCCAGGCCAGCACCUUAGGUCUGACUUUGUCUGCCAGCAAUGGAUUGAAGAGGUCCGAACUAAUAAGACGAACCAACAGAAACCCGAGAUGAUGUGCCUCCCUCGUCACCAGCUAAUGACAGCGUUCAAGAAGGCAAAGAAGAUUAAGAAGACAAAGAAGAGUUCCAACACCUCCAGAUACUGGAGUAUCUGCUGAUCGUAAUUUCCUGACACCUGGGAACUGCCAUACAGCAAAAUACUGUAUGGUGUCCUGCUGGACAUGUGGACUGAAACUACAUUCCUGCGUUUGGAUGCAACUGAACUCAUACAAUCUCCGCUGGUCUACUCCCUGACAUCAGCGUGGAGAAGAAAAGAUAAUGUGCUUCAGAGACGAAGACAACAAACUGAACAGUUUGACACUUGUUUCAUUCGUGGACAACAUGGACAUUGACUGAGGGACAGUCUGGACAACUCACAGAUCCAAUACCAAAACCAGUUGGCCUGACAGGAGAGCGAGGAGGGGAGAGGACUAUGCUGCAGCAACGCCAGCAGCAGGAUGAGACAAACAGAAGACAGCUAAAGAUAAGUGUAUCACACACACAGCUGUUAUAUACACUGCUACUGCAAUGAAGAAUUGCUUGCUAAACGUGUACAUGUAUUACCUAGCCAGAAAAGGAAGUUGUAAAGGCUUUUAUUUUCAACGUUAGACAAAUUCUCUCAGUUUAUCCCUGUUAACUCUGAGUCCUGAGCAGCAGGACCAUUGCUAAGGGUCCGUUUUGGUUCCAUGAGCCAUAGGUUGGGAAACUGUGAAGGGAAAACUGCAAUCACUAAAAGUUGAGCAAAGAUCUAACGAAAAUUAUGCCCGUAAGUUACACCAACUAAAAAUUAUCAAAGAUUCUAAGCUAAUAAUGAUUUACAAAAGUUUUCUUUUUCAUUUUUAAAGGACUAUCUUGGUAAUACAUGCUAGUUUGGAAUUAAAAUGAAAUAUUUCUAAGUAUUAAAAACUAACUAAUAUUGCUGUGAUCAUAGACCAAAGUAUUUAUUGUAGUUAAAUUGAACAGUUAUGAAUCUACAUUUUAUUAAAAUGGGUGAAGUGUUUCAGCAACAGGAAAUUCAGUUGCUGCUGGAUUCUAACACGUCUGAGAUAGCUUUUUUUUUAUGUGCACGUUACCUAAAACAGGAUCCUGACAACAAAAGAUAAAUAUUAACACAUUAAAAAUGUUAACAAAAUAAAAGAAAAUUCUUGAAGCUUCAGAAAAUCUUAUCACAAGUUGAGCAAAGGAAAACAGACUGAAAAUCUAUGACAGAAAAUCUGAUCACUUUUUAUGUUUCUGUUUGUGUCAACUUGUGUUGAUGGAAAUGAAUGUGAAUAUGAGAAUAAACAGACAGUACUAAAAAACUGAGUAACUGAUCAAAUUAUUAAUUAUUUGACAAUAAAAAGGUAGAUUUCCAGCUGGUCUGAAAGGUUAAAUGAAAUUUUGGUAUUUUAAGUAACUAGUUACUCUAAAUUGUGAAUUAAAAAAAGAAAAAAGAAAAAAUGUGUUCUCGACUAAGUUUGAAACCUUUAAUCUAAGUUGAUUGGUGAUUAUUAAAUUCAUAAAAAUAUUGAAUUAGAGGAUUUGAGAUUUUGGUUUGAUUUCGGGAUGGUCAUUUGAGAAAAAAAGAGUAACACUGUUCUGCAGAAGAGCCAACUCUGGGUUGUGCCAUCUGUCAGGAGUAAAACAGAAGUGUUCCAUCCUGAUGAAUUUGAUAACAUCCACAUGUAAGAUCUUUAACAAAAAUGCCUUUUUGCUAACAGCUCUCCUACAAGCGAUGGAACUGCCAGCUAAAACUAGGAGUUUGUAAGUGUGCAGCACACACCACAAGUAAGGAUGAGGUUCUAUAAUAACAAAAAAGUUAGCUGAUCAAAUGUUAAAAGAAGCAGCAACAGGACAACAUAGAACUGGAAACUUCCUAGAGCAAAAUGAAGAAGAACUAGUAAUAGAUAAGCUUGUUUUAACUAUCAUGCAGCAUAAUGAUACGAAAACAAGAAAACAAAUGUGGAUAACUAAAAAGGCAAUACUGAAUAAUGAUAAAAUUUUUCAGGUAAAUAAAUAAAUCUAUUCUACCACAUUCCGUUAAGUGGCAGCAUUUUUUGACACAUGGAUAUUUUUGUCAUGUGCCAACAAGGAGGAUUAUUACUAACACAUAUGGAUUAAAAGUAAAAAAAAAUAAAAAAUACAAUUUAAAAAAAGAAUGUAUUGCAUGACUAGUCUGUGUUAAAAACAAUCCUCAAGGAAACAUGUGACCAAAAAGAGGAAGUUUCCCAAAACCUUCCUAUCAAUUCUGGACAAUGCAUAUGAAUUUCAUUGAACUUACACAAAGUGGACCACAUAAAUAUUGUUUGGUAAUGAUCAAUGCAUUUUCUAAAUGGGUUGAAAUAGUUUCAGCAAAGCAUGCAGAUGCUUUGAUAGUAGCUAAAGCUGUAUGUAAAACAAUUAUUCCAACACAUGGAAUACCACUAACUAUUUAUAGCGAUAUUGGGCCACAUUUUGUUAACAAGAUGAUACAAAAUAUGGUUGCUCAUUUAGGAAUGACAUUAAAAAACCAUUGCUCUUAUCAUUCACAGAGCACAGGGCUUAUCUAUGGGGAGAACAAAAGAAACUGUAAGAGUAGAUUAAGAAAAUGUACGGAAACAAUUAAGACACCAUGGCCAGAAUGUUUAGAUUUGGUGAAAUUGUACAUGAGAAUUACACCCACACAGGAAGGAUUUACACCAUUUGAAAUAAUUCAUAGAAGACAGUAAAGAUUACCAAUACUUUCUGAAGAUUCACAGAAAGCAGAUGAGGAACAAACACUGGCAGAUUAUAUGAUCAGGAGUUUAAAACACAAAAAGGUGUCAAAUGCAAAUUUACUGUCCUCUGACUCUGCUCCUCCACAGGAAGCUACUCUUAUCAAGCCAGGAGCCUUGGUGUAAAUCAGAGUUAUAAAAAGGAAGAGAUGGGCCAGUCCAUUGUGGGAGGCUCCAUUCCAAGUGUUGAUAACGACUCCAACUGCUAUAAAGAUUUCUGAAAGACCAAGCUGGAUUCAUUUCAGUCACUGUAAGUUGCAGAGAGUGUUAGACUUCUAGAUUUGAGUGAAGGGGAAGCCGAACUACAAAGGGAAUUUACAAAUAUAGAAGUAAAUUGUCUCAAUGUCCACAGAAGAAAUCAACAGAUCCUCACUCUGUUAGCCUAAAAGUUCUGACAUCUCUGUAAUCUGAGCAGUAAGGCCAGGUGGAACCCCUGCUGUGCUGUGGCUACAGUAUGUUUAUUGCUCGGUAGUGGGGGCUGCCUCAGCCUCAACAAGAU
Messenger RNA from Poeciliopsis prolifica (blackstripe livebearer), 4258 nucleotides. RefSeq names its product chemokine-like protein TAFA-5. The record is from RefSeq and is a predicted model, not a curated record. Gene Ontology annotation, molecular function: G protein-coupled receptor binding; receptor ligand activity. Bases 388 to 837 code for a protein of 149 amino acids. The transcript has 5 exons. Lineage: Eukaryota; Metazoa; Chordata; Actinopteri; Cyprinodontiformes; Poeciliidae. Gene Ontology annotation, biological process: G protein-coupled receptor signaling pathway.